UCGUGCAUGUUUUGGGUGAAUCCACGAUGGUUUUGACUGUUUUGGUUUGCGCUUCUCGAAGUGAACAGGAACCCUUGUUUUUAAAUACUGUGCUGACGCAAUCGAGGCUGGAGAUAUGCAAGAAAGUGGGCCUAGGUCGAAGAUCCUGAAAUAAGGGUGCGAAAAAAGUGACAUGGAGAGUGACAACUCGGAAACAGUUCCCAAAGGGGAAGUUCCGACUGAGGCCGAGUUUGCUCGGUUGCUAUGCGACAAGAUUUUCGUCGACUACUUCAACACUUUCCUUUCGCUCCCGGUGUUCUCUCAGCGCUUGCUGUACCGUUUCACAGAGCAGACGUUUGAAUUAGACCCACCUAUCAAACGAACUCAGUAUCGUCUCGAUCGCCUCAAGUUGAUGCGAUGGGUUCGCACCCAGCGUGCCCCGCUGUUCUUCAAGACCGAUCUAUGCGUCGAAUAUCUGCUAUGCAAACAGCUGCAGAAGACCCAGUUGCAUCUGUCCUGCCCCUAUGGAUCAGAUCAGUCCAGCGCCAAAGACAGGAUGUUAGAUCGCCGCCUGAUGUCCCGUUGGCUGAGCCGGGUCUCGGGGAUGCGCAAGUUCCGCGCCUUCCUGGAGCGGACAGCGGGCGAGAAGGCGCUCCAGUUCUGGUUGGACGCUGAGCGGUUCCGCAAGACCACCCACUGCCCGGAUGAGCACAGGGCGUUGUUCCGGCAGAUGGAAGCCAAGUACAUCAAGCACGGAGGGAUGCUCGAGUUACCGGAACAUGCCAAAUGGUUGGCCUCUGUGAGAUCAGAAGGUCAAGAUAAAUGUCGUUCUCCAGCGGAAGUGAGGGGAGCACGGGCUCGAGAACGGCGCCAGAGUCAUUUUAUCGGCAGCGGAGUGGAGGUGGAAUCUCGCCUGCCUGGGGGCUCCAUCUACGGGGACAGCCACGAGUGGCUCAUUUCUCCAGACGCUUUUGUUGUCAUCCAGGGUUUCUUCCUCAAGACGCUGCAGAACUACUGGGUGCCCCGCUAUAUCAUCCACUGCAAGGCCAAGUGGUUCAUUCAACGGCCGUUGGUUCGCGGUGAGGUUCCCGUCUUUAGACCCAACAGUUACGCGGUGAAGGUCCGCAGUCUGUCUGACCUGGCAGAUGAGGACGAGGAAGCACUGAUGGGAGAAGGUGUCGUGAAGUCCAAACAGGUGGUUCGGGUCGAGUCAAGAUUAAAAAAGCAGAGCGCCUUCAACCUGUUGUCAAUGUUCAGCUCGCCAGGUGUGCGGCGCUCUGAGCUGGCAGCCAUCUUAAAGCUCGAGGACACUGGAGAGACGUUGGGAGUUAAACCUGAGGCCGACCAGUCUGUGGAAGCCAAGGAGAGAUGGAGGACAGAGGACUUCCCGCUUCCGACCAUAUCGGAGGAAAGUGGAAUGAGCGAAGAGAGCAGAAAGUCAUCUGCCAAAUCGAAAUCAAGUUCUUCGGCAGGCUUUGCAACACCGUCACCUUGUCCUGUAUCCCCCGAGCAAACUAGAUCAGCGACUGCAAGCCCAGAGAAGUCGCCAGCUAGAGUGGACUCGAAAACAACUGGUGCAGAGAUGGAUGGCGAGAAGGACGAAAUCCGAAAGGAACUUCGGUUCGAAGAACCGUCUGAGGCUUCCCAGUUUGCCCAGGACGUAGAAGAAAAAACCACUCCAUCUUCUGCCAAGAGGCGACGAAGCAGCGAUGUAACCAGUCUGUCAACUGUCGACACCGACAAGCUUCUCUCACGAUUCCCGCCAAGUGGAGUGAGCCGGAUGCGCCGUAGCAGCGUGGCUGUGCCGUACCAGAUCAACCGGGAAUCCAGCUCCUCGUCGGUUGGGAGGAGCUCCGUAUCUGGAGACUCCAUCCAUACGCCGUCCCUGCGUAGGAUGUCCCUCCAGUCGGGCACGGGCCUCGAUCCGUCUUCCAGCAGCCUAGCAACUUCCCGAGGGAGCGCACCGGCCGCGCCAAAAAAGCCGAAACCGCCUCGCAGGGCCAGGGCUAUGUCCAUGGAAUUCCGGCUGGCGGAUUUCUCGAUGAUGCUCAAAUCCCUAGAUACCAACGCUGGUGCAGCUGCCACCGGCGGCGACAUAUCUGAACUGGACAAAAUCACUUCCAUCGGACUCCCACAGCUCGAAGCCGACAUUCAAGCUCUGCAGACUCAGAAGGAGCAGGACGAGCGCAGGAAAGCAGAAAAGGCGAGCAAGAAACACCGCAGGAGAGGUUCGGAGGUACAGGAUGGCGAGUUAGCCCAAGGAGGUAAAAUCGGUAAGAAGGGACUCAAGAACGGCAAAGGACUGGACGCCUUUGGGAAGGCUUACCUCCGGCGUGGCCGUAGAGGCUCUACCGCCUUUCAGCCUUCUGGGAAGCAACUGGCGCAACUCACUAGAGCAAACCUGGCGAUGCUGGAGGCUGUGCACCGUGGAAAAUGGAUACCCCCAAGCUUUAGCAUUCGCAGACGCACGGCGACUCGUGAAGGCAGAAAGCCAGGCUUUGGGCAGCAGCUAGGCAAAUACGGCCUCCGCAAGGAGGACGUCGAGAAGACCCCAGAGCUGACCAAAGAUUACAGCACACUGACGUUUCAGGAGAAGCUGGACCAAGACUCGCGCAAGCUUGCGAGGGUUCCUCGGCUGUCGCCUUCUCAGAUGCUCAGUUCGAGUGUUGCAGACAUGGGAAUGCUCGCCGAAUUCACAAGGGAUAGCACAUUCUCCAUAGGACCCAAACUUCCAGACAUCAAUGCAGAGAUCCAUCUUAAACAGCCAGCGGCCAUGAGCAUCUGCAAGCCCUCAUAUCGAGGCUACGGCCUAGGUGAGGUCAACUUCCGCCAGAAACACCGCCUCUUGAUUGGUGCAAUCUCAGCCGACAAAUUGGCGGGAAAUCCUUUCUACAAUUUCCUCCAUGAGCACUGUCUGGAAGCCGACUUAAAUUACCUGAAAUUCUGGCAGGCUGCACAGGAAUAUCUCACGACCGGCACGUACAGCAGCGACAUCGAAGGCAGUCUGUCCCGCCACCGUCUCGCACGGCAAAUCAAGGCUACCUUUCUGACUCAGACCGGGGAGUGCCAUGUCUCUUUGGGAGAUCGCUUAGCUGUUGAAUUGUGCGGACAACUGCCACAAGACACGGCAGAUGAGCUGGUUGUGCACGCUCAAAACCUAGCAUGCGAAGCUCUCCAAGAAAGUUUGACCAGUUUUCAAAGACACGAUCUGGAAGAAUUCCUAUCAAAAACGACAUCUCGGAAGAACUUUCAGCUGGAUGCGUACUCCAGACCAAAGACUCGCCCGGCGGCCUUCCCGGAGCAACUUCCUCAGAGGGGUGUGAGCACGGACCUACUCCCUUCGGUGGAAACCUCUAGCCAUGCUAUCUACCAGCUUAUGAAGACAGCCAGGGAGAGCGCAGCCGCUGAGGAGGAGGACAAGCGAGCGACUGACAAGGCCUUUGAAGCGGGGACGGUUAGCGCACUUGCUCCGUACCGAAUGUGGAGAGCGCUGCAGCUAGCAGAAAGUGCAACGAGGGCUGUUGCCGAGCCAGUUGUAGUAAGCGAUCCCAGCGACCCAGAUAGUGACAGUGAAGAUGAGGGGAGUCUCAGGCGAAAACUUACCACCGUCUUCCGUAAACGCAAACCGAAGCCAGCAAAAGACAUGGGCCCAAGACCUUCCUUCGGCCCGUCAAGCCAGCGUGCCUUGGGCAUACAUCGCACCGUCCAGGCCAGGGCAAGCAGGCACACACCGGACGAGGAAGCAAUGGGCACAGGCAAGGCAGUGUGCAGGGCCAUCCGGAAAGACGGCAAGACUAUCCACAGACCUCCAAGACCAAAAGUCUUCCAAGACGUUCUCCGAGACAGCAGCCAUCAGGAAUUCCUGAAGCGAUUCCUGGCCCAGCGAAAGUCAGAUCUUCCCUUGCAGUUCUGGCAGGCCGUGGAGAACAUGAAGACGUCGUGCAGAGACGCCAAGAGCAGGCAGUCCAAAACGAUCAUGAUCGUGCGCAAGUUCUUCUGCAAGGCUACAGACUUUGGUUACGCUUUGCAAUGCGAUGCCGAAAUCAUCCAAGACAUUCCCCAUUUGGAGAAGGUGACGCCUCAAAUGCUCCUGUCGGCCCAGGCCUGUGUGGCUAGGAGUAUGGAAGAAAAGUGGUUUGAGCAGUACCAAGAAACCUUCCCGGAUGAGACUUCGGAUGAGGAAAGCGAAGAAGGCAGUGCCACUGAAGACGAAAAACUUGCCCCAAGGGAUAAAAAUAAAGCCCUGUGGGCAAUGUUUAUCAACAAUGUGACAUCAUUCCGACGAGGCCUGAUGAAUAGGGCUACCAUGAUCGCCUUCAAAGUGUUCUUUGAGAAGGAGGUCCAGCGAGAGUUGGAAAAACAGAAGCAGACUGGGGUUCAGAGCAAGCGCAUGAUCAGCAACAAGGUUAUCAUCGUUGAUAAACUCAAGAAUGACCUCAGCUUUUGGGCAGAGGUCGAAAGAUACAAAGAAUUGGCUGAUUCUGCCGCCCGCGCAGCAGCAACGGGCACGUACACAUUGGACGAUGAAGAAGACGUGCAGAAAAAGGCGAAAGCGAUCAUUGAUUGUUACAUAGACUCGCAGGUGCCGCCAAAACUACAGAUCAACACUUCCCAAGAGAUAGCUGAUGAGAUCAUAGAAACGUAUGAGAACGGUCUGAUUGAGAGAGGCCUCUUUCACGAUGCUGCCGUCUCCAUCUUCAGCGUUCUGCUCUACUGCUGGAAAAAAUUCUGCCGUGAGCGGUUUGCCCCACCAAGCAAGAAGCCGAGCCGGGCGGCCUUGUCCUCUCAGCCGCCUAUUAAGAAGAAGAAACGAAAGAGGAAGCGACACCCGUCCACGCCCCGUGUGGCUGGCGUCAAGAUCAAAACCAUAACGGGCACAUCUGUUGACGAGCCACCCAAGAUGCAGUUUAACCUACAGACCGGUAUCCAGCUUGUCCUGCCCCCCAAGCCUCCCAGCUACGACUCGGAGCGUCUCCGUGCCAUGAUCCGGCAGCUCUACCCAGAGGGCGGUCAGGACUCCGCCCUCGGUGACGAAAACAAACUGCUGCACCUGUACCAGGUGGCGCAGCAGCUACAAGCCCAACAGCAGCAACAGCAGCAGCACGGCCAGCAAGGCAGCCACGCCCAGAGGCGACUGAGUCGGUCAAUUGGACACCAUUUGCAGAUGGCAGCUAGGCAGCUUUUGCCGGGCGGACAUGGUACCUAAUGAUUGUGUCAGAAAAGUUCAGCGAAAGAGGAGAGCUUUAAUUUCAAGACAAGAAACCCAAAUUGUAAUAUGACGAGGCCUCAAUUUCCUGGAGCUGCUUUGCAAAAAGUCUAUACAACUUAAACUUUCUUGCUGAACACAAAGCAACUUGAAAUAAGUCACGAGCAGUACACACCACGCAACAAUUUGGCUGGUAACUGUUGCUAAGCAAAACGUAUGGCAAAGUUGCGCAAUAGCUCAACGAAAUUGGUAUCUACCCGGACAGAUAGCCCUAGCGUGUUUAAGCAAUUCAUUUUAGAGACAGUUAGUGAAAUCUACAAGGCAUUUUUAGUAAUCACACAUUUGAAAAUAAAAAACUAGGCAGCGAUAUGUUUUUAUGGAUAUAGAGGCUCAUGUGCAGUUUUUGGCUGGAGUGCGUCGAAACAUAUUUAUGCUAAUUCUACUAGGAAUUUAAGAUAAACUUCCUUGUUCAAAACUUCCCCAGGUGACACGAUGCACCUUUAUUGCCAAGUCACUGCAGCACAAUAUACUUGGGCAUGUAAUGUUUCAAUUAGAGUUCCUGGUGAUGUUAACUCAAAAACUGACUUUCUAAGUAAUACCGUGUUUGGUAAUUUCAGUGCUUUGAUUAUAAAUUAAACAUUUAUUCCAGGAUUUCACAUAAGCAAGUAAACCUCUAGAAAUGACGACACAACAAAUUAAUUUCUCCCCAAAGGCCACCCCAUGCCUGCAUGUAAAUCAGUGCGAUCACCGAGGAUGAGAACGGGAAUAUCAUUCAUGUUUGAAAUAAAAUCCAUGUUACUGUAGGCCUUUUAGAAUCCCAACGUAUGGAACAAAACAUCACUGACAAACUCUAUUUUCUGCUGGCUAAAUUGUUUAUGGAAAUAAAAAACGAUGAACUUAAAUGACAAACCAAGCUGGGAAGAGCAGGCUACUGCUUAGUUAUAUUGUAUGACUAUUGAGAGUUUUGCAUUAGAGAUAUAAACGUCGUUCCAGUAUUUUACAAGUGUCCGAUUUUUGGUUGUGGAAAUAACUGCACACCACCAACUGUGUCUCCCUUCAUCAGAACACUGAUGACACAACUGGGCAUUCACAGCACUGAAAAUCAAACCUGAAACUGUUCCGAAUAGCAACGAUUCGGAGUUUCAUGAAAACAGAGAUUUGACUAUCGUGAGGCAGGAACAGACUGUUCACAAGUCCACAUUGCCUCUGUUCAUUGUUUUAAGCUUCAAUGAUUAGACUCAAAUUUAUACGGUUUCAGAAUCUGCUCAUUUCAUUCAUCCAGUUGUCCGCGAUUAACACAGUCCUAAAUGUUCACGAUCCACUUGUACAGACCAGAGAUCACACAGCAGACAGAUAAUGCAGAUUAUGCAGAUGCUCUAUCUUUAUUUCAGAACAGCAUUCAUUAGAAUUACGUGGACAGUUUUUGGUCUGUCUGUGACUAGAGGAUCACUCUGCUCCUUGUUUCCGAGGUUUUGCUUCCUAUGAGUGAUCGUUUUUGUGGCCUUCACGUGGGGUUUCCCGCUCUCCAUAUUAUUUGUGCAAAUGAAUAUCACUUGUCGCUCAAGCGACUUGAGACCAAGACUAGGCUAAGCACAAAACCGGCUCAGUAGGUCACUGUUAACCACAGAGCCCCAGUUUAAAAAGCAACUCUAAGGAAAACAUGUUUUCUGUGAUUUUUACCUGUUCAAUUAAUUGGAAACAUCCAAAUCGAACGCAAUGUCGUUUGUUUUCAGAGCUCAAUAUAACAAGCUAAAAAGGGCUUUUUU
Acanthaster planci (crown-of-thorns starfish) is the source of this 6951-nucleotide messenger RNA. RefSeq lists its product as uncharacterized. Lineage: Eukaryota; Metazoa; Echinodermata; Asteroidea; Valvatida; Acanthasteridae. The record is from RefSeq and is a predicted model, not a curated record.